Molecule: messenger RNA, 2921 nt
Organism: Musa acuminata subsp. malaccensis (wild Malaysian banana)
Lineage: Eukaryota; Viridiplantae; Streptophyta; Magnoliopsida; Zingiberales; Musaceae
Product: copper-transporting ATPase PAA2, chloroplastic
Biological process (GO): monoatomic cation transport; copper ion homeostasis
Cellular component (GO): membrane
Molecular function (GO): ATP binding; P-type divalent copper transporter activity; copper ion binding
Source: RefSeq, a predicted model, not a curated record
AAGGGACUCUCUCUCUCUCCUUCGCUCUUUCUCUCUCAUGGAGGCUGCUCUCCUUCGAGUCUCCAUUAGCCCUAAACCUAAGAUCCACCUCAGCCCCGUUCGCUCUGUCCGGAUCACUCCUCCUCACCUCCGCCUCUUACGGCGGCCUAGCUCAGCUGGUCCCCUUCGCCUCCCCCGCCCGAAUGCCGUCGAGAUCGGCGCCGCCACGUCCGGCGAACCCCAGCAGGAGGAGCAGGUCAAGAACUCCUCGGUCCUCCUCGAGGUCGGCGGGAUGAUGUGCGGUGCCUGCGCCGCCCGAGUCCGGUCGAUCCUUUCCGCUGACGACCGAGUCGACUCAGCUGCGGUCAAUAUGUUGACCGAGACCGCGGCCGUUCGGCUCGGGACGAGCGGCGACGAACCGGAGCGGGUGGCGGAGGAGCUGGCCGAGAGGUUGGCGCAGUGCGGUUUCCCGUCCAAGAGGAGGAGAACGGGGUUGGGGGUGCAGGAGAACGUGAGGAAGUGGAGGGAGAUGGCGGAGAGGAAGGAGAAAUUGCUCGCGGCGAGCCGCAACCGUGUCGUGUUCGCGUGGACGCUGGUGGCGCUGUGCUGCGGGUCUCACGGCACUCAUUUGUUGCAUUCACUUGGGAUUCACGUCGCUCACGGUUCAUUUUUGGAUAUAUUGCACAAUUCUUAUGUGAAAUGUGGUAUCGCCUUGGGGUCAUUGCUCGGACCUGGUAGAGAAUUGCUUUUGGAUGGUCUCAGAGCAUUUGCAAAUGCCUCACCAAAUAUGAACUCUCUUGUGGGAUUUGGAUCCAUUGCUGCAUUCCUGAUUAGUGCAAUGUCGCUGCUCAACCCAGGCCUUCAGUGGGAAGCAUCUUUUUUUGAUGAACCGGUCAUGCUUCUUGGUUUUGUACUUCUUGGACGUUCUCUCGAAGAAAGGGCUAGACUACAGGCAUCCAGUGAUAUGAAUGAACUCUUGUCAUUGGUCUCCUCUCAGUCACGAUUAAUAAUCUCAUCGCCUGAAGAGAAUCCUACAUCUGACAGCUUCUUGAGUGCUGAUGCAAUUAGCAUUGAAGUUCCAACUGAUGAUGUUCGUAUUGGAGACACGAUCUUGGUUUUGCCAGGGGAAACAAUUCCCGUAGAUGGGAAAGUUCUUGGAGGUAGGAGCGUUGUCGAUGAAUCCAUGCUCACAGGUGAAUCUCUUCCUGUAUUCAAGGAACAUGGUCACAGUGUUUCUGCAGGAACAGUUAACUGGGAUGGGCCUCUAAGAAUUGAAGCUGUGAAAACUGGUGCUAUGUCAACUAUCUCUAAAAUAGUUCGCAUGGUUGAGGAAGCACAAGCACAUCAAGCACCUAUUCAAAGACUGGCAGAUUCAAUUGCAGGACCUUUUGUGUACAGUGUGAUGACACUAUCUGCUGCAACCUUUGCCUUCUGGUAUUAUAUUGGAACACACAUCUUUCCAGAUGUGUUGCUUAAUGAUAUUGCAGGUCCUGAUGCAGAUCCAUUGCUUUUGAGCUUGAAACUCUCUGUGGAUGUACUGGUAGUUUCCUGUCCUUGUGCGCUGGGUCUAGCUACACCAACAGCCAUCUUAGUAGGCACUUCUAUGGGGGCAAAACAAGGACUUCUUAUCAGAGGAGGUAAUGUCUUGGAACGGUUGGCUGGUAUAGAUGUCAUUGCACUAGAUAAGACUGGAACUCUUACAGAAGGAAAACCUGUUGUUACUGCUAUUGCUUCUUUGGAUUAUGAAGAAUCCGAAAUUCUCCGACUAGCUGCUGCCGUGGAGAAGACGGCAUCACAUCCAAUUGCCAAGGCUAUUUUGGAUAAAGCUGAGUCACUGAAUUUUGGAGUCCCUAGUACCAGUGGACAACUGACAGAACCUGGUUUUGGUUCCUUAGCAGAAGUAGAUGGAUCUCUAGUUGCAGUUGGUAGGCUUGACUGGGUUCAUGAACGUUUUCAGAAAAAAGCUUCAACAUCUGAAUUGCUGGAUCUGGAAAAUCGUGUGGGAUGCCUUUCAUCUAGCAUGGCAACAUCAUCAAAACAGUCAAAAUCAGUAGUGUAUGUUGGGAAGGAAGAUGAAGGCAUAAUUGGAGCUAUAGCAAUAUCUGAUGUUCUGCGAUAUGAUGCAAAAUCUACAGUUAGCAAGCUGCAGGGAAUGGGAAUAAAGUCAGUCCUCGUAUCUGGGGACAGGGAAGAGGCAGUGACAAGUGUUGGCGAGAUGGUUGGAAUUGGAACUAUAAAUGCAGCUUUGACUCCGCAGCAAAAAUCAAGUAUCAUAUCAAGUUUACAAGCUGAGGGUCAUAGUGUUGCUAUGGUUGGUGAUGGUAUAAAUGAUGCACCAUCAUUGGCACUUGCUGAUGUUGGAGUUGCUUUGCAAAUUGAGGCCAAAGAGAAUGCUGCAUCUGAUGCAGCAUCAGUUAUUCUUUUAGGCAACAGGCUUUCACAGAUAGUGGAUGCUAUAUCGUUAGCUCAAGCAACAAUGGCAAAAGUUCACCAGAACUUGGCAUGGGCAGUGGCAUAUAAUGCAGUUGCCAUCCCCAUUGCGGCAGGGGUGCUGCUCCCGAAUUUUGAUUUCGCCAUGACACCAUCACUUUCUGGAGGGUUGAUGGCCUUGAGCUCCAUUUUCGUCGUCAGCAACUCUUUGCUACUACAGCUGCACGGAUCUUUCCCCAAGAAAGCGAACAACUACAAAGCAAACGUCGAUAAAUGAUAUCGAGAUUCGAUGUGGUAAAACCCUACAACUGGAGAUUUUUUUUGGUUGUCUUGUAUUAGAGCAUACAUCAACUCAAUAGCAGCUAUCUUAACUCAAUAACAGCUAUUGACAGAAUAAACCAUCGUGUAUUUGGAUUCAGUGUAUGUUGUUCCUCUACAUUCCAUUCAUCGAAAGUCGCUGAAUUAAAUAGAUCUAAAGCAAAAUACUAUGUAUUUUUCCAUUGUUCCCCUGA